Molecule: messenger RNA, 774 nt
Organism: Fragaria vesca subsp. vesca
Lineage: Eukaryota; Viridiplantae; Streptophyta; Magnoliopsida; Rosales; Rosaceae
Product: voltage-gated hydrogen channel 1-like
Exons: 1
Coding region: 1-774 (257 amino acids)
Biological process (GO): proton transmembrane transport
Cellular component (GO): plasma membrane
Molecular function (GO): voltage-gated proton channel activity
Source: RefSeq, a predicted model, not a curated record
AUGGACCAGGUUUCUUUAUCGUUCACCAACAAUGGGUCCUCCUCUCAAAUCCAGCAACAAAGACCUUCCACUGCAAACUCAUUCUCUAUAGAAUUGGUCGAAUCCUCAAUACGAAAUCUGUUAAGGAGCUGGUACAGAAGGCAGAGAUGGAAGUUUUUGUUCAACUCCACACCACCACAAGACCUUGAUAGAGCUCCAUGGAGAACCCACCUGGCCAGUUUCCUUGAAUCCACACCAGUUCAUGCAGUUUCUCUCGGUCUCCUCGUUAUUGAUCUGAUCUUCACAAUCCUUGAACUCUCCUCAUCUUUACUUGCUACCAGCUGCAGGCCAAAAGAGAGCCACUACAAUGCUACAGAAGAAAUCUGGUACCACUGGGUUGGCAUUGCUAUUCUUUCUCUGCUUUCUGCCAAGACAAUUGCCCUUGCUGUGGGGCUUGGCACCACAUUCUUGAGGCGUCCAGGUUAUGUCAUUGAUGGGAUUGUUUUGAUCGGCGCAUUGGUGUUGGAAGUGUUUCUGGAGAAGGUAGGGGGUGGUUUGCUUGUUGUGGUGAGUUUGUGGCGAGUUGUUAGGCUAGUAGAAAGUGCGUUUGAGCUAAGUGACGAGGCCAUUGAAGCACAGAUUGAAGGGGUUGUAUAUCAGUUUGAGAUGUUGAGGGAAGAGAAUAGGAAACUGUUAAUAACCAUAGCUGAGAAAGAUCAGAUUAUCCAGAAGCUCCAGGAAGACUUAGAUCAAUGUAUUUGUCACUCUGGUCGGAAAUUUUCGACUAAUGCAUGA